ACACACACACACACACACACGCAUUCAGCCCGAGCUGAGCUGAAGUGAAUGCAGAGAGGAGGGGGAAGCGGAGCACAAGCGAAAGAAGGUUAGCCAGCAGCGAGUGAAGAAAAUGGCGAUCACGCAGGAUGAAUGCCUCCCCUCGUAGAUGCUGCAAACGCGUUGAAUUUCUUUAGCCUUACAGUCGGCUUUCCUUUCCACUCUGUUGCACUUUAUACUUCAAUGAGAGAUUGGGAAUUGGAAGCUGUUGCCACCAAAGAAACUGAAGCAUCUUAACAGGGAACGCACCCACAGAGGGAAGAACAGUGGAUGGAAGAGAGAGAGAGACGGGGAGUGUGACAAGAAAGGAGGAUAAGAAUCUGCAGGACUGGACAAAAGCGCCAGUGCCGAUUCAAGACUGAGUCUUUAAUCUGAACCACGUCCUCCCCUCCCCUUCCCCACACAUAACGCACGCUCACACACAGAUAGUCCUCUGCGAUGCCAAGGGGGGCUGAUCAGCUUGCUGCCCGUUCUGACAAGCCCAGCCUCCUCGCCUCAUACCUCUUAGGCUGUGCUCACUGAGCUUUGACCUUUGACCUCCCUGUGUCGACCUGGGAACCAAAGGUCACCUAUUCUCCACUGAAGCCGGGGACCCCGCUCUGCCCAGUCAGGAGUUGCAGCCUCCAGUGGCACUCAGAGGCAUGGCUCCCAUUCGGGAUUCCGUCAGCCAUUCCCCUAAUCAAACAGGUCUGGAGCAUCCUGGCUUGGACUCCCAGUAUGAGCCUUCCCCCUGGUCCUCUGGUUCCCCCUGCAGCAGUGACAGCAACUGGGGCAAAGUCUUAGUGGACGGAAGCACGGACAAAUCCAAUAACCCUUGUUCAACCAGCUCUUCUGUCUGGCCUCCCUCCUCCUCUUCAUUUUCUUGCUCGUCCUCCUCCUCUUCUUCUGGUUGCGGAUCAGGAUCAGAUCCUGAGUUGGCCUCAGAAUGCAUGGAUGCAGAUUCUAGCUCCCCAGUUGGCUCAGAGAAAAACCUUGGAGCUAUCGCUGCAAAUACAGUGAUGAUGAUGUCAACAAAUGCUUCGUCCUCGGUGUCCUCCACAGCUUCUUCUCCAUCGUCCUGUUUGGGGACUGCUACCAUGAUGGUCGGUGUUACUGUGAAUGGAGACGGCAUCAAUUGUCAGGUAACUGGAGGUCUGGGAACCAUUAGCAGCGCAAAUAAUGGAAAUGACCUAACAGGAUCCUCACACUACUCCAUGGCUGGAUCCAGCAGUAUUGGCAGCAAUAAUAUGAGUAACCACAACAACAAAAUAGCCGGCAACAGUGGUGUAUGGGGCACCCAGUCAGGCAGCAGCAUGAACACCACUGGUGGGAGCAACCCCUGCAUUAAUGGAGGGUUAAACCCGAACACUUUAAACCCAAAUGCCAACCAUGGUGCCUGGCCUCAAAAUCUAACCACAAGUUCAGUGUGCCAGGGCCAACGGCCUCCACAGGCUCAGGGGAUGAGUUCCAAACUGGGUUUGACUCCUCAACAGGGCCCCAUGCUUGGGUGGGGUGGCAUAGCAGCUCCAGACAACAGCAGUAUGAUGGAAGAAGCUGAGGUGAACAAUGGUACAUCAAACAGCAAGGUGUUAGGAAGCAGCAGCAGUGGAAAUGGUGGUCUGCAGCCUCCCAACCUUAACACUGAAUCCAAUGGACCAAAUAACACUAUCAUGAUAAAUACUACUACUACUAACACCACAAUGACCUCUAGUCCACCAAACUCUACCGCCUCACCCCAGCUUAGUGGGGAUUGUUCCUGGGGUUCCAUUGGAGGAGGAAAUGGGGGUCCACUGGCCAAUGGAAACCCGUCAUCUGCCCCUCAGCACCCCCAAGGAGAAAUGGGCAGUACUGGGGCCUUUGGUACACCUUGGGGCGCAGCUGCCUACCCAGUAGACAAGGGCCCCCCAAAUGCAGACACUGUGAACCCCCAAAUCUCCCCUGCUGCUUUCAAGAGUAAUAAUAACCCCAAUAACACUGGGGCCCCACACUGGGACCAGGGGCCCACCAAUAACCCAAACCAGCCUCCGGGUAACUUGUCCUGGGGUACUGGCUCCAAUCAGAACCCCGGCUCCGCAGGCCAAACUCCAGGAAAUGGAAACCAAACUACUAUGGGCCCUCCGGCAGGCGUGCCUCGCCCCUGGGGUAGCAGCGCAUCCUCUUCUUCCUCAUCGUCGUCCUCCUCCACAUCUAACAACAAGAAUUCCAAUGGAGAAUGGGGAUCGACAGCUUCCAGUAACAACCAUUCAGAUGUUGGAAAUCACAAAGGAAACUCUGCUAACAAUGGUUGGAAAAGCCUUGAGGAUGAUGCCAUGGGCAUAGGGACAGGUAGUGGAAGCCAUGGCUUAGGGAGUGUCCCUGGACCUGGAGGCUGGGGUCGCUCUGGAGGAAGUGAAGGAAGUGGUGAGAGCUCUGGAGGUAGAUCCAGCUCAGACAGAGACAGCAACCAGCCUAAAGGAGGAAACCGCAGAAAAGGUACCCCUUCAGCGUCAAUAAUCACGGCGUUGGCCAGGGCCGACGUGGACCCAAGGGUUCUCUCCAACACUGGAUGGGGUCAGACACCCAUACGGCAGAACACCGCUUGGGAUGUCAAUUCUCCUAACAACAAUCAGCAUCAUGGUCCCAGAGGAGAUGAAAGAAAGCAAAGCAGUGGAGGUUCUGGGUGGGGCACAGCGACACCGGCAGCUCCCUCUCAAACCUCUGGAGGUUGGGGGGGUGGGCCAAGCGCAUCAGGCCCAGAGAGUGGAGGUUCUGGCUGGGGAGAACAGAGACAAACAUCUGGGUGGGACAAUAAAAACCCCCAUAAUGGAGGAGGAGGGCAAAGUAGCUGGAAUGAUGGACCCAGUUACAAGAGUGGUAACAACAGUAACACCUGGAGCAACAACAUUAAAGAUGACAGGUCCAGCACAUGGACUAAUGCACCCAAACCACAGCAGGGCUGGGGUUCCAAUAGUGGAAAUGGCAAUGACACCUGGGCUGGUAGUGUUGACGGUCCUCGAGGAGGGGCCAACAACCACUGGGGGGAACAUCAGAAGGGCGCAGGCUCAGUGGGCUGGGACAGUGACAGCGACCGGUCCGGCUCUGGAGGUUGGAGCGAGCCUAGUAGAACCAACACCAGCAGCAGCAACACCUGGGUGGGCAGUGGAGGAUCCAAUACUCCAGACCAGAGCACUCCAAACCCAGGCUCCACCUGGGGGGACUCGGUCCACAAACCUAACCCUCAGCCUAACAGUCAAAACUGGGGUGAGCCAGUGAAAAACAACCAUGGAACUCAGAACUGGGGAGAGCCAAAUUCCAAAUCCUGUGAGUGGGGAAAAGGUCCUGAAUCCAACAUGUCUCGAGGCAAUCAAGGUUCUAAUAAGCCAACAGGCUGGGUGGGAGGCCCUAUGCCCACGGUCGGUCAGAAGGAGGAAGUUGCUACUGGAUGGGAAGAACCUUCUCCAGAGUCUAUCCGUCGGAGGAUGGAGAUCGAUGAUGGAACUGCAGCUUGGGGUGAUCCUGGUAAACGCUCGGUCAAAAGUAAAUACAGUGGUGGAGCUGUCAACUUGUGGAACAGAACUAGUCAGUCAGAUCAAGACCCCAGUGGUCCGUCCCCUCAGCCCCAGUCCCACCCAACACACAAACCCAUGCAGCAUCUAAAUGAAGAAAAAAGCUGCAGCUCUGGUUGGGGUGAGCCCUACCCCCAGCAGAAGGAAUCCUCAUCAUGGGGAGAGCAUACCCCUGCUCCACCUGUGGCCGUGGACAAAGGAACGUCUGCCUGGGGGAAGCCUGUGGACAAUAGCACUUGCUGGGAUGAACCCAGCAGAGAUAGCAGAGAGUCUGGGUCUGGAUGGGGUACCCAGCAUAAACCUGGAACAGGUUCAAAGCCUAUGGAGACGUGGUGUAGUGAGGACGUGUCCAUGGGCAAUAGCUGGGAUCAGGAGGAGGAGGUGGAGAUCGGAAUGUGGAGCAACAGCCAGCAGGACAACAGGCCUCACGACCAAAACACCUGGAACUACAAACAUAAAGGCUCCAACAGGAUGAACAAACCAGUCAACAAACAGGAUGAACCCUGGAUGAAACCAUUCAUCAGCCAGUUUAACAGCAUGAAUUUCUCAAGAGACUCUCCUGAUGACUCCAUGAAGACAGCAGCAGGGAUGAUUUCGGACAAGCGCAUGGACAUGAACAGCAUGGGCGACUUCAAUGGAGUCAUGGGGAAGAACCCAGGGCCCCGACAACAGCUCCACAAAGAGUCUGCCAUGGAUCGUAGUCCUUACUAUGACAAGCUUUCUGCUUAUGAUAGUCCGGCCUCUGAUGAGCUCCCCUCCAGUCAAAGCAUGAGCCUUUCCCCUAGCAAUUCUGCUCGGCCUAUCCCCUGCCGCAACUCCGGGCCGUCCCCUUCCCACUCUAAUCCUGGGGCCGCUCAGCAGAAUGUAAACCCUAUGAUGGGUGGCAGCAGCGUAGCACAGGGCCGAGGCGGGCCCCAGUCCCAAGCCCCACCUCAACCCAAUUUUCGUAACCAAGUGCCUCCUCCCAUCCUGCCCUCUCAGGUCCCUCCAUCCCUGUUGAAGUACCCUGGUGGAAAUGGAGGUCUGAACCCCCUGUUUGGCCCUCAGCAGGUGGCUAUGCUCAACCAACUCUCCCAGUUGUCUCAUCUCAACCAGAUCAACCAGUUACAGCAGCAGCAGCAGCAGCAGCAGCAGCAGCAGCAGCAGAAGGCUCAGAACCAGAGAGCCAUGUCUGUUGGUCGUCAAACUGAUCAGACACGUCCUAUUGGUUCAUCUCCUUCAAUAUUGCAGCCGCCACGACACCUGGACCCCUCCCUGCUGAAACAGACCCCCCCACUUAAACCAUACUCAGACGGCUACAUGACCCAGAAUACCCCUGAAAUGCCUAAGGAAGCUGCCACUCAUGGAUCCUUCAGCAACUUCCCUUUAAGCUUGAACUCUAAUCUGAAUGUAUCCCUGGACAUGAGCGUUGGUGGUGGAAACGGUGGUGGUGGAGCUGUGAGCUACAAAGAGCCACCCCAGUCCAGACUGAAGAGUCUUUGGGCUACUGACCCUCUGGAACAGAACAGCAAACCCGGUGCUAUGUCGUCUGGGCUGCGUCUGGAGGAUUCUCCCUUCUAUGACUUCCUGUCUCCUGGCACAUCUCACCUGAGUCCUCCUGGCCAAUCAAUGGGCUCGGUGGGCGAUGGCUGGCCACCACGUGCCAACUCUCCCCCGCCUCAUGGAAACACUGUCACCUGGCCCCCAGAGUUCCGGCCCGGGGAGCCGUGGAAAGGUUACCCCAACAUUGACCCUGAGACUGACCCUUACGUGACCCCCGGCAGUGUCAUCAACAACCUCUCCAUCAACACCGUCCGAGACACAGACCACCUCAGGGACAGGAACAACGGGCCAUCCUCAUCACUGAACACCACGAUGCCUUCUAACAGUGCCUGGUCAUCCAUUCGUGCCUCCAGCCUCACCAGUACAGCACAAAGCACUUCAGCCAGACCCAGUGAGUCAAAGUGGUCUCCUGGUGGCGGUUCUGUGUCUAACUCAUCCCUAGCCCAUGAACUUUGGAAGGUCCCCCUGCCUUCCAAAGCGCUGCCAGUAGCAGCCCCCUCCAGACCACCACCCGGCCUCACCGCCCAGAAGCCCAGCGCCGCCCCCUCUGGUUGGGACGGCUCUGCUCUGAGGCUGGGGGGCUGGGGCUCCACUGAAUCCAGAUACACACCUGGUUCCAGUUGGGGUGACAGCAGCAGCAGCAGCAGCAGCUCAGGAAGAACUCAAUGGCUUGUUUUGAAAAAUCUCACACCUCAGAUUGAUGGCUCUACACUGAGGACCUUGUGCAUGCAGCAUGGCCCUCUGAUCACAUUCCACCUCAACCUGCCACACGGUAACGCUGUGGUUUGCUACAGCUCAAAGGACGAGGCUGCCAAGGCCCAGAAAAGCCUGCACAUGUGUGUUUUGGGGAAUACUACUAUUCUGGCUGAGUUUGCCAGCGAGGAGGAAAUCAGCCGUUUCUUUGCACAAGGGCAGUCAAUGGCCUCUUCCUCCUCGGGCUGGCAGGCCAUUGGCUCCUCUCAGAGCAGAAUGGAUCAGUCUCACCCUUUUCCCAGCCGCGCUCCCGAACCGAACCAGUGGAGCAGCAGCGAUCUCCACAGCUCUCCCCUCUGGGGUAGGCCCAACUUUUCCAGUAGCCUGUGGGGGAGCCCCAGUGGCACCGAGCCAGGGGGGAUCAGCAGCCCCUCUCCAAUCAGCUCCUUCCUACCAGUGGAUCACCUGACAGGGGGCGGAGACACCAUGUGAACUACCUGCCAAUCACACAGGCUGGAGGGAGGGUCAGUAAAGAAUUCUCAAUAAUCAGCAGAAGAAAAUGGAAAAACAAACAAAAAAAAAAUGUAGUUAUUAACGCAAUGGCACUAGUUGGACUCUUUCUCACUUACAAGAUAUUCAACAAAACGGGGUCUCCCCUGUGGAAUACAAGUUACGUUUCUCUCUCUGCACAUAUGUCCACUUUGUUUUCGCCCAAAAACAUAUCAGUCGGAAUACUUGAAUCAUGCAGGCCAAUUCUAUAAUGUGAACGGAUGGAUAUUUGCUUCCAGGUAGUGCUCUUUCAGACCGAAAAAAAGCUUCACUCGAGCUCAUUAUUAUUAUUAUUAUAAUAUAUAUUUUUUGUUUCAUUCGUCAUGUUGAAUUCCAAUUCUCUUGAACGUUUUUUUCUUUUAAUUUUUCUCCUCUUUCUUUUUUUUUCUUUUUUUUUUGCAUUUGUUUGCUGACAAUGUUGGAGUAUGAGCUUUUUUUAACUUUGCACUGAAUGUGGUUUUUUUCUCAGUAUAUAUAAUCUGCAAUAUAGAGGGAGCAGCCAGUUUUUUCCAGUGUAGCUGUUUACUCAUUGAGGUCCUUACCGUGUGUGAGUGUGCGUGUGUGGAAGUACUUUUGUAUGUAUGUGAUUGCGAUUGGUGAAUGAGUAUGUGUGCGCUCCUCUCUGCCUUGGCACGCCUACCUUACUGCGUUGUCGUGGAGUUCAUGAUCAACAGAUGGUCAAAGAAUGAAACCUGACCUGGGUUGACUAUCUGCUGAUGGAAAAAGUGACAUUAAAAAGUAUUGCACCGAUUUUUGUUUUAAAACUAAAGAACGUUGAGCUCUGCAGUGCAAAGGACUGUAGCCGCAGCUGGGACUAGCAAGCCCCGCCCACUUUAAUACAGGGGCGGGGCCUAUCUAGCAAGCCCUCUCAUUAGCCCCCUUGUGGGCAGGGAGGGGACAGCACUUUCAGAAUAGGCUUUCAAUGUUUUGGAGGUGCCACACAGCAACCUCUUGUUUACAAGACUUAGGAGGCGGAACGUGUGUUCAUUCUUCAUUUUAAAGAGAAGAUAAAAUAAAAUUAAAAAAUGCACAAAAAAAAUUUAAAAAGCCAAAAAAAUCUUAUUAAAAAAAAAAAGUACAAAACAAUAUGAAAAAAAAAACAGAAAAAGUAAACUCUUAUUGAGGAUGAAGACGAUGCUUUGUAACUCUGGGAAAUCGGAUCAGUGUUUUUGGCCAUGGCGUUGGUUAUUUAAACUAUUCCUCUUUGUCUGCUAAAUAACCAGCAAUGGUUCUCAGGAAAUCAAGCCAGUCCCCCCCACCCCCUUGUAGUUGAAUAAAAAAAAUGAAUAAAAUAAAAAAAAAUUAAAAAAACUACUACUCCUUGUAGGAAAGGAAAAUCCAACUUCUAGCACUGAAAACUAUGUAUAGGUCUGUAAGUUUCUUUUAUUUUUUUUCUCUCUGCCAAAUAACUGCUUUAAGCUGGAGAAGCUCAACACACUGCUUUCAAUAUGCUGUCUUUAGAGGGAGGGGGAGGGCCCCCGGUCACAGGGGUGGGAGGUGGAGGACGGGCUGAAGAAAAGCCAGCGCUCCCUCUCUCCUCCUCCUCCGCUCCUCCACUCCACUGAUGUAAAAAAAACGUAAAUAAAAUUUGUGGGCAGUGUUUCUGGUGAGUGUGUGGCGGUCAGUGGAAAAUGUCCUGUCUUGUUAGACUUAUAAACCAAGAGAAAGGCGAAUCUGUAUCUAUGCAUACUGUAGCCUCUCACAUUCACAUGGCCUACUGAGAGGAUUUUUUUUUCUUUUCCUUUCCCUGUCUCACAAAAAUGUUUUAAAUGUUUCAUAAGUACAACAAAUGCAAAAUAUUACUUGCUUUUUGCUUUUAAAUCUUUGCCACAUUGUUUUUUUUUGUGGGGUAAACAAAAACUAACAAAAAAAAAAGGAAGACAAACUUAAAAUCCUGUUUUUGGUUGAAGAUAUUUUAACAGUGCAAAAGUCGUCCGCAUUUCAUUGCCUUGAUCCUAAUUGUGUCCGAAGAUGCAACAAAAAGUCAAGUGGCUUCUACCUGUUUACAAAUAGAAUAUGAUUGUAUUGUUGUACUGUUUUUUUUUCCUCCUUUGGGUCAGGGGAGGGUGGGGUACUCAUCUGAAGUUCCUGACAUCCUGAAUCGUGUGCUUGUAUUAGGAUGUCGUGUGAGUGGAUUUCUUUUGUUUUUUCCCACCCCGCUGCAUGGUUGGGAUUGUGUGUUAGUGUGUGUGUGAGCGACUACAGCGUGAAUGUAUAUCCACCAGUGGUUUUUGUUGGAAAAAGAGUAAAAUUACAAGUGUGAAUAACAGAUUUACUUACCUACCAGUGAUUGUUAAGUUACUACGAUGCACAAUUUUUCUUUUCUUUUUUUUUUUUCUUCGCUGCAUAACGAGCCCUUAAGAGUGGCGCGAACGAGAACAUCAGCAUUAGCGAAGCCUUGGACCUUAACUUCUGUUCCUCGCCGUGACUUUUUCUUUAUUUCUUUUCUUUUCCUGUCGAACAUUCGUUUUCCUUUUCCUGCGCGCAGAACACAUUUCCUCUCCCCCACAUUUACAUUUCAGAGGUGCUGUGAGCGCCGGCUUUAGUUGCGUUUGCGAGUGUAGCCGUUAGCCUCCGGAGCGCGUGGAGGCAGACGGAGCCCCGAGUAUUAGCCACACCUGGCCGUGGGGGGGGUGCCAGUAUUCAACGCUCUUUACCAAAUAAUUCAAUCAUACAAAAAAAAAAAUCAGUUUACUCAAUUCCACAUGUCUUUGCUUAAACUAUAUAGGAGUGUAUCUCGUCUGUAUUCGUAUCGUCUCGUUUGGCUAAUUGUUAUCGAGCUAAUUCUUUUGUGUUGCUAACUUCAGUCGACGAAAUUGAAUAAUUGAGGAGCCUUGGAUUUUGCACUUGGGCAGAUUGGAGGAAAAGGCGGAGUAUGCGCGUGCAGGUGGUGUGUAGUCGUCGUGUCGUCCCCCCGUCCCCCCAAAUCUUGUAGCUGAUGACGGUUUAGGAGCGGAGCCUCCUCCUGCCUCCCUCGGCUCGGCACCAGGCCCAACUGUGAAACCACCGCACAAGAGAGGUCAACCCGGUUCGUCGGAUGCGAGUGGACCGUCGCCAUGGCGACUGUUGCCGUAGAUGAGCUUGACUUGACACAAGGCUGAGGUUUUACGUUGGCUCGUUGCGACUCUGACAAAAGCGGUGCUGCCGGUUUUUCGUGUUUUUAUUUGUGUGUUUUUUUUCAGGGACACAGGGUUGCACUCGCCCCUCUCUGGCUUACCCAGGAUCAGCUCUCCCUCCCCAGCCCCGGAGCUUUAAAGGAGACGGAAGCCGGGGGGGGGGUGGCGGCUGGUGAACUUGAACUAGUCUUUUUCUGCUCGUUGAAAUGGCUUAACACUUAAUUCAUUAUGAUUUUGGCAGCGCGUGUUUCUCAGCGCUGAUCUGAGAAGCACAUUUGUCCCUCUUCAGCAUCCUUACUUUAACCAUUAGAAGGACAAAUGGCUGAUCUCCAAUCAGCUGCCCAGAACUCAGCACUGCUGUGCUGUUAGAGAAGGGACAAGCAACGCCUCUCCAUAUUGUUACUGUUUAGGUCCUCCAGCGUUACCUCACUGUCUUUCUGUCAUCCAAUCUGUCAGCUUCUGUGUGUGUGUGCGUGUGUGUGUGCGUGUGUGUGUGUG
Menidia menidia (Atlantic silverside) is the source of this 9961-nucleotide messenger RNA. The record is from the annotation of a GenBank genome assembly. Lineage: Eukaryota; Metazoa; Chordata; Actinopteri; Atheriniformes; Atherinopsidae.